This is a messenger RNA of Gadus morhua (Atlantic cod), 5307 nucleotides long. RefSeq names its product NLR family CARD domain-containing protein 3. The transcript is spliced from 7 exons. NCBI's taxonomy places the organism in Eukaryota, Metazoa, Chordata, Actinopteri, Gadiformes, Gadidae. The record is from RefSeq and is a predicted model, not a curated record. Bases 235 to 3057 code for a protein of 940 amino acids. Gene Ontology annotation, molecular function: protein binding.
GUUACCAGUGCUCAGUCUGUACAGCAGCAUCAAGCAGAGCUGAUCAAGGGGGCGGAGGAGAACGCACAUACAUUUCUAGACAAGGAGCUAAAGAAGCUCUGGAGGGAUCUCUUCUCGGAUUACCCACAAUGCUCAGAGAGUCAGAGGGAAGAGGAGGAGGAUGGUAAGAACGAGGAGCAGAGGAGGCGCGCCAUAAAGGGAGUGGUAGACAUCACAAAGCUCUGCCUGAUAGAGAUGAACCAGGAUGAACUGGCCGACAAGCUGUGGAGUGGAGAUGCUGCUGUCCAGUGCCAACGUAAACUGAAGUCUCAUCUGAAGAAGAAGUUCCAGUGUGUGUUUGAGGGAAUCGCAAAAGCAGGAGAGCAAAGACCUCUGAAUGAGAUCUACACAGAGCUCUUGAUCACAGAGAGAGGAAGUGGAGAGGUAAACAAGGAACAUGAGGUCAGACUGAUUGAAAAGGCUUCCAGGAAGCCAGCCAAUGAGCAAACACCAAUUAGAUGUGAAGACAUCUUUAAACCCUUACCUGGACGAGAUAAACCAAUCAGAACAAUAAUGACAACCGGAGUGGCUGGCAUUGGUAAAACCGUCUUAACACACAAGUUCACUCUGGACUGGGCUGAAGGCAAAGCAAACCAAGACAUAGACUUCACAUUUCUCCUCACUUUCAGAGAGCUGAAUUUGCUGAAAGGGAAAGAGUUUACCUUAGUGGAACUUCUGCAUCAGUUUUCUGUUGAAACCAAAGAAUCAGGAAUCUACAGAUACGACCAUGACCAAGUAGUCUUCAUCUUGGAUGGUCUGGAUGAGUGUCGACUUCCUCUGGACUUCCAGAACAACCCGAUCUGGACUGAGAUCACAGAGCCGACCUCAGUAGACGUGUUGCUGACAAACAUCAUCAGGGGAGUCCUGCUUCCCUCUGCUCGCAUCUGGAUAACCACACGUCCUGCGGCAGCCAAUCAGAUCCCUGCUGCGUGUGUUGACAUGGUGACAGAGGUGAGAGGGUUCAAUGACGCACAGAAGGAGGUGUACUUCAGGAAGAGAUUCAGAGAGGGGACACUGGCCAGCACAAUCAUCUCUCACGUCAAGAAAUCUCGAAGCCUCCACAUCAUGUGUCACAUCCCAGUUUUCUGUUGGAUCACUGCCACAGUUCUGGAGGACUUUUUCAAAACAUCCCAGAGAGGAGAAGAGGUGCCCAAGACCGUGACUCAGAUGUACAGCCACUUCCUGAGGGUUCAGUCCAUACAGGGGGACAGGAAGUAUCAUGGGAGAGCUGAAACUGAUCCACAGUGGAGUUCGGAGAGCAGGGAGAUCAUUGUUUCUCUGGGGAAACUGGCUUUUAACCAGCUGGAGAAAGGUCAGCUGAUCUUCUACGAGGCAGACUUGGCAGAGUGUGGCAUCAAUAUCAGAGCAGCCUCAGUGUACUCAGGAGUGUUCACCCAGAUCUUUAAAGAGGAGUGUGGGCUGUCCCAGGAUAAGGUGUUCUGCUUUGUCCAUCUGAGCAUCCAGGAGUUUCUGGCUGCCCUUCAUGUCUUUCUGUCCUGCAUCAACACUGGUGUCAAUCUGCUCUCAGAAGAACAGCCAACCUCCAGGGAAGAUGAACUCCUCCUCCUCUACCAGAGUGCUGUGAACAAGUCCUUACAGAGUGAGAACGGACACCUGGACUUGUUUCUCCGCUUCCUCCUGGGCCUCUCUCUAGAGACCAAUCAGAAGCUACUACAAGGUCUGCUGGGACCAAGAGGAAGUACAUUACUGGGCAAUCUCACUAAAAAAGUUCUGCCGGGAAAGACAGGAAGAAGGUCACGGAGCAAUACCCAAAUAGUCCAUUACAUCAAGCAGAAGAUAGGUGGGGAUCUCUCUCAAGAGAGAAGCAUCAAUCUGUUCCACUGUCUGAAUGAGCUGAAUGACCGUUCUCUAGUGGAGGAGAUCCAACUGUACCUGACAUCAGGAAGUAUCUCCAGAGAAUCUCUCUCCCCUGCUCAGUGGUCAGCUCUGGUCUUCAUCUUACUGACAUCAGAAGUGGAGCUGGACGUGUUUUACCUGAAGAAAUACUCUGCUUCUGAGGAGGGUCUUCUGGGGCUGCUGCCAGUGAUCAAAGCCUCCAAAACAUCUCUGCUGAAACGCUGUCAGCUGUCAGAGAGAUGCUGUGAAGCUCUGGCCUCAGUUCUCAGCCUCAACUCCUCUCGUCUGAGAGAGCUGGACCUGAGUAACAAUGAUCUGAAGGAUUCAGGAGUGAAGCUGCUCUCUGCUGGACUGGGGAGUCCACACUGUACACUGGAAACUCUCAGCUUGUCUGGCUGCCUGGUCACACAGGAAGGCUGUGCUUCUCUGGCCUCCGCUCUGAUCUCCAACCCCUCCCAUCUGAGAGAGCUGGACCUGAGCUACAAUCACCCAGGAGACUCUGGAGCUGCGCUGCUCUCUGCUGGACUGGAGGAUCCACGCUGGAGACUGGACAGUCUCAGUGUGGAGCACGGUGGAGUGUGCAGGCUGAAACCAGCUGUACAGAAGUAUGCCUGUGAACUCACCCUGGACCCAAACACAGCCUUCAGAGGACUCUCUCUGUCUGAGGACAACAGAAAGGCGACGCUGGUUGAAGAGAACCAGUCGUAUCCGGAUCACCCAGAGAGAUUUGACUCCCGCUCCCAUGUGUUGUGUAGAGAGGCUCUGACUGGCCGCUGUUACUGGGAGGUAGAUUGGGAAGGACAUGUUGAUAUAGGAGUGACAUACAGAGGAAUCGGAAGGAGAGGAGAAGGUAAUGACUGCUCGCUUGGAAUGAACAACAAGUCCUGGAUUCUUGUUUGUAAUGGUGCUAGUUACGCUGCCUAUCACAACGGUGUUUACACAGUCGUACGUUCCAACUCCCCGGUCUCUAGCAGAGUAGGAGUGUAUCUGGACCAGAACUCUGGCACUCUGUCUUUCUACGGAGUGUCCCCAGGUGUAGGAGGGUCCUCAGACACACUGACGCUUCUCCACACUUACCAGGCCACCUUCACCCAGGAGGACCUCCUCCCUGGGUUUAGGUUAGAUAAGCCCGGUUACUCAGUGUCUCUGUGUCCAUUAUAGCCAAACACACCAGACACACAGGAACAUAGAAACACACACACAAACACACAUGUGGACACAAACAUAAAACACAAACACACACACACACAUUCAUCAUUCAUGAAUCUAUGCACACACGCACACACGUAUACAGAAAUGAACACACACAGAUACAUAUGUACAUAGAAAUAAACACACAAACACCCGCCUACACACAUCGUUUAUGAAUCUAUAUAAACACACACACAUGUACACAAACAUAAACGCACCCACAUAUCGCCCAAUAAGGCGUUUAUUCAUUGAACUACGGAAAACCUUGUGGGUCUGUGCCCAACGUGAGGAAACCGAAAAUUAUACUAAGGACUCCGUGAGCCACGGUAAAGUCAAGGUGAGUGUUUCUCCGGCCGGUGUUGUGCCGAACCUCGACCCCCCCGCAUAUUACAACCCCCCUUCGUGUGAACGCGCAUUCGCUUAUUGUCAACGCCCCAUAUUUUCAUUUUGUUCGAGGCGCUCUUCCUUUUGUAGUCACUAAUUUUGACAAAAUUAGUGUUUAUAUUAUAUCAGAACAUCACAAGUUGAGCAACUUAUCACAGAAAGCGAUGGCAUAUUUUAGGUUAUAAGUUUUAAGGAGAAAACAUCGCAAUGGAACCUCCGACGACCCAUGUACGCUAUAACAUUCACGAUAAUGAACUACGAGAGCACUUAAAUACGUAAUAGUUUAUAAGUAAUACAUGCAUAUGCCUAAUGUUAUUUACUCAUAUUCAUUUUGACCACGUCUUGGUAGCUUUAGAAAGCACAACUGUGACUGAUCCAAAACUAAGGAAAUCCUUUCCUACAGACUCAUUGAGCACAGCCUCGCCAUCGGCCUGUGAAGGGUAUUGGAUAUAUUCAAUAUAUAUUGAAUAUAUCCAAUAUAUAUUUUGGAUGUAUUGAAUAUAUGUACCGUAUUUUCCGGACUAUAAGUCGCGUUUUUUUUGUAGUUUGGCUUGCCCUGCGACUUAUAUUUCGAAGCGACUUAUAUACCAAAAUUGUGCGUACAUAAUCUUCGGCCGCAAGAUGGCACCGUCAUUCAUUAGGCCUACAACUGAACGCUGCAAGCCUACUGCACCACCGAAUAAAUUAUAAAUAAACUAGACCGUAGACAAAACAAAAGAGAACACAAAAUAAAAUGCCGCCAAAAAGAAAAAGCUAUAGGCCUACUGCACAAUUUAAACUGCAGAUUAUAAAGUAUGCAGCCGAAAACGGCAAUCGAGCAACAGAAAGAAAGUUUGGGGUGAGUGAAAAACUUGUCCGGGACUGGCGAAAAGCCGAAGAAACUCUAAUUGCGAUGAAAAAAACAAAGAAAGCUAACCGGGGGCUGAAAGCCCGAUGGCCAGAGCUGGAGGAACGAGUCCACAGAUGGGUCAUUGAACAGCGUGCUGCUGGCCGGGGCUUAUCAACGGUGCAGUUGCGUCUCCAUGCCUUCAUGUCUUCAUUAACUUUUUGGCUUGUUAUGUUUAUAUAUAGCCUAUAUUGCUAUUGCAAUUUUAUUCAGUCUCUCCAGACUAAACGUUCUUGUUUAAAUGUUUAAAAAUAAAUGCGACUUAUACACCGAUGCGACGUAUGUAUGUUUUUUUUCCUCGUCAUGGAGUAUUUUUUGACUGAUGCGACUAAUACUCGGGAGCGACGUAUAGUCCGGAAAAUACGGUACUGGAUAUAUUCAAUAUCCAGCCAAUUUAGCCUGCCAUAUUCAUCACCCCCCUCCUAUUUCUUGUUUGCAAAGUCUGAGAAACGUAUUGACCGUUGAGUGUUGAGUGUUACUCUGAGUGUUGCUCUGGAAGAAUUGAGUUGAUACAUCAAAUUAAACACAAAGGCAAACAAAAGGUUAAUUGGCUAUUACACUAUACUAAACUAUAUUAUAGGUUACUUAACUAUUCUAUAAUGUUAAUUUGUUUUAGAAUGUUCUAAACUACAUGUCUUUGUCGUAUAGUAAUUUUCUAUAAUUUCACAGACAAUGAACUGUAUUAUGUGUGUCGCAAGGCGACCUCUACUGCCUGUCAAACCAAAGUUGUCCGUGGAAAAGAGGAGGCAAAUGCAAUUUACGCAGAGUUCCACAGCAGCAGCAUCGGAGCGCACCGUGGGCAGCGAAAGACCAGAGAUCUGAUUAUACUAAAUGAUUGUUUUUCAACACUAGUCCAAAUUCAAGCCUUUUCAAUUGAGGAUCAUAUACAUUUGUGUAUUUUAACAUUUGAAAUACUGCUGUUUUAAUAAAGGUGUCACAGUGUGUUCCAA